AUGGCUCUCGUCGUCGUCGCCCUAGUGGGAGAUAUGCUCCCUCCGUGCGCUGCUGUGAACACACAAGCAGCAGGGCGGAGGCCGAACGCGAAGCAGUACAUCGUGCAUUUGAGGUCCGUGCCGUCCGUGCUGUCGUACCGGGGAGGAAUCAACGGGCUGAGGGCGACAGCGACUGUAGACGAUGAAGAGGAUGAGUAUGACGAGGAUGACGGGGAGGAUGGGGGUGAUAAUCCUGGUGGUGGUACUGGUGGCAAUGGUGGUGCUGGUGGCAUUGGGGGGAACGGCACAGCACCAGGGUCAGCAGCAGCACCAGCGCCAGCAGCAGCAGGAGUAACUCCAGCGCCCGCAGCAGCAGGAGCAGGAGCAGAAUCAAAUGAAGUAUCGGGGUUGGCAUCAGAAUCAGGAAAGGAGUCGUUCGAUGAGGAUAUUCUGUCCGCUGCAGUGGCUGCUGCCGAGGCAGCAGUGGAGAUUGGCGGAGUGAUGGGAGCAGCAGGGGGAGCAGAGGAAACAGGAAAAUCAGGAGUAGCAGGUGUGGCAGGGUUAGCAGCAACAGCAGCAGCAGCAGGUGGGAUAGGGGGGCGGCUAGGAAAAAAAGUGGGAAUUAGAGCAGUCGCGUUUAGAGAGGCAAGGAUGGACGAUCUGGCGAGGCGGGUGGGUGUGCGCCUGAGGAAUUUCCGAUCGCGGUCGGCUGGUUUGGGCCGGAGGCUGCUGGCUCGCGUUGCUGCUGCUGCCGUGGCCGCUGCUGCAGAAGAAGCAGCAGGAACUGAUGCUGUCGCUGAUGUUGAUAGUGGUGAUGAUGCAGCUUUGGGUGACUUUGAAUUCCCUUUCACCAAUUCUUCACUUCCGGCGCACAAUGCUGCUGCUGCUGCUGCUGCUUCUGCCAUCGGAACCAUUCGUGGCGUGAGUUCAGCGUCAGCGUCCACGUCAGCAACAGCAGGAGCCACGUCACCCGUGCUGACAGCGCAGCAGCUGAGCGUGAGAGCGGCGCACAUCAUGCGCACCACGCCGUGGGGCCGCCUCAUGCGACCCGACGUGCGGUUACCGCACGUGCAGGCCUUCACGCGCUUCCUGGAAUCUUCCCACCGCAGUCUGCUGAGAUCACUCAACAUUCCAGUCUCGUCCAUUUUCCACAGUUACUCGUACCUGAUGAACAGCUUUGCAGCUCAAUUGACCCCAGCGGAAGCGAAGAGGCUGCGUUUCCACCCUGCAGUGGCUGACGUGGAGCCAGAUAGGAGAGUGCGCAUGACCACCGUGAACUCUCCCGAGUUUCUAAAGAUGGACACGAGUCUCUGGCCGGCUGCGGGCGGGCAGAGCAGUGCGGGGGAGGGCAUGAUCAUCGGAGUGAUCGACUCGGGCAUCUGGCCCGAGCACCCUUCUUUCGCUGACCCGGACCCCAACGGGGCUGCGUAUUCAGCCAAGCCCACGCGGUGGCGAGGCGUGUGCACCAAGACCGCAGAUUUCCAAUCGUGCAACAACAAGCUGAUCGGCGCGCGCUACUUUUUGAAGGGCGCGGAGUAUACGUUUGGCAAGCUGGACGAAACCGAAGAGUUCCGGUCAGCACGGGAUAAAGUGCAGCACGGCACGUGGUGUGCGGGAGCGGCAGCGGGCAACGCAGGGGUAACCGUCACCACGGGGGGUCGAAGCUACGGCACAGCGUCAGGCAUGGCGCCGCGGGCACGACUGUCCGUGUACAAGGCGCUGUGGACCAUAGGGGGGUAUGAGGGCACGGGUGCAUCAUCGGAUCUCAUAGGCGCUGCUGAGAAGGCCGUUGCAGACGGCGUGGAUGUGAUCUCGUGCUCCUUUGGCGGCCUUGCCAUGUACUUCCAAGACCUGCCGUAUCUCCGUGGACUGAAGGCAGGGGUAGUGACAGCCUUUGCAGCGGGCAAUGAGGGGAAACCCAACCCCAGCAGCAUCUGGGGCACCCUCGGGAACGUCUCGCCGUUCUAUCUCACCGUGGGAGCGAGCACGAUAGGGCGAGAGUACAGGGCAGUGCUGACCCUAGGGGAUGCCACCACCUUCAAUGGGCGCAGCCUGGGCGGAACCUCUGCCACAGGCUCAGCUCUGCCUCUCAUUCUGGCUGAAUCAGCUCUCACGUCAGGAGGGGAUCGAGCCAAGGCGCGGCAGUGUUACAGUGGGCACAUCAGCAGGACCGCGGUUUCUGGGAAGUUUCUCGUGUGCUCUAUCCUGACACGCAAGAUGGGACUGCUGCUGGCAGACGCAGAUCUCCUGGGGGCGGCUGCUAUCCUCGUUAUAAGCGGGACGCCCAAGCAGGACAUGCAGCAUCGCAUGCCCUACACCAGAAUCCCCAGCAUCUUCAUACAUUACUCGCGCGGCAGAACGAUCAAGAGCUAUGUUCAGACGGAUAGCAGCCCCACAGCGACUCUAUCCGCCUACACCGAGUCUCAAUCCACCAACGCCCCCCAAGUCGCCUUCUUCUCGUCCACCGGACCGCCCCGCAGCGCGCGCUACCCGCCCGCGCUCCUAAUCCGCGACUUCCCUACUAAUGACAUCCUUAAACCCGACGUCAUGGGCCCAGGGUUCCAGCUAUGGGCCGCGGCGCCGGGCAAGGCCGUCGCGACCGCCGCGACGGACGCGCCAGAGUUUAACUACUGGUCGGGAACAUCCAUGUCCACGCCGCAUUUGGCGGGGAUCAUGGCGCUGAUCGUGCAGGAAAAACCUAACUGGUCGCCCGCGCAGGUGAUAUCCGCAAUCACGACGACGGCGUAUACGAAGAAUAAAAACGGGCAGCCGAUUCAGCGGGCGGAUGGGUCGAAGGCGAACGCGUGGGACUACGGAGGCGGGCAUGUGGAUCCCACGCGCGUGCUCGAUCCCGGGCUCACGUUUCACAGCGCGCAGAAGCAGUUCGUGAAUUUUCUUAUGGGGAGGGACCCGCUCCGAGCGAAGAAGCGGUUUUGGCGAAUGGGGAAGGCUCGGCCGAUUUUCCCCUGGAGCAUCAAUCGGCCUUCGAUCGCGACCAACAUGGGCACUCAGUACCUGUUAAGCUGGUGGUUAGCUCUCCUGUUUGGCCUUAAAAAGAAACGCAUCCCAUUGGAUUGCAUUAAUUUUAUAAACUAA
Closterium sp. NIES-65 is the source of this 3075-nucleotide messenger RNA. NCBI's taxonomy places the organism in Eukaryota, Viridiplantae, Streptophyta, Zygnematophyceae, Desmidiales, Closteriaceae. The record is from the annotation of a GenBank genome assembly.